UAAACCUUUUUAUUCAGAUUAAGGUUCCAACAUGGAUCUUAUGAGUCAGUUCCGUUAACGUUAUCUUUUCCACCAAAGUUCUUCUGUGUUUUUCCAUUCAACUGUUACACGUUCCUUAGAUGCAGGAAACAGGAUAUAGUACAACAACACAGUUAACAAAGACGAGUCCCAAAAUAUUAUUCAAAGACGAGAGAGAAAAAUUGAAUUAAGAAAAAAAUGAAGAACUUGUUGUGUCAGUGUUACACCUCUUCGUUAAUCUAUACUAUAAAUUUGAAUUCUCUUCCUCGAUGUAUCAAAUUUCAAACAUUCAAUCCAUUGUUUUCGUCAUCUUCUCAUAGAAGAAGAAGAUUAUCAUCUUCUAUCUCUAUCUCAGAUUUUAGGUUACAGAGAUUCAAUUCAAAUCCAUUUCAAUCCACCAAGAGGAGAAUAAGAUCAAUUUUUAUUCAAGAAGGUGAAGAUAGAAAGAAAAAAGAAAUGACAAUCACACCAGCAAUCAAGAUUUCAAAUCAGAAACUAAUCAUUAAGGAUCAAGUCAUACUUUCCGGUGUACCGGACAAUGUAAUCUAUACCUCUGCUGCAACUUCCGGUCCUGUUGAUGGUAUUUUCGUUGGAGCUGAUUUCACAGAGAGUAACAGUCGUCAUGUUAUCUCACUUGGAACUCUCAGUGAUGUUAAAUUUGUAGCUUGUUUUCGAUUCAAACUAUGGUGGAUGUCACAAAAAAUGGGAAAUCAAGGAAGAGAAAUCCCAUUAGAAACUCAAUUUCUCCUCACGGAAUCAAAUGAUGGUUCAUCUUACACGAUUUUUCUUCCAUUAAUCGAAAACUCAUUCAGAUCUUGUCUACAAGGAAACUCCAUGGAUGAACUGGAGCUUUGUAUAGAAAGCGGAGAUAUUCAUACAAAAGCAUCUUCUUUUACUUCAUCUCUUUUCAUCAGUAAUGGUUCAGAUCCUUUUGAUACAAUCGCUAAUGCAAUCAGAACCGUUAAGCUACAUCUCAAUUAUACGUUUCGUCAACGCCAUGAGAAGAAAUUACCACAAAUUGUUGACUAUUUUGGAUGGUGUACAUGGGAUGCAUUUUACCAAGAUGUAACUCAACAAGGCGUUGAAGAUGGAUUGGCUAGUUUAUCUUCUGGUGGGACACCCCCGAAAUUUGUCAUCAUCGAUGAUGGAUGGCAAUCAGUUGGAGUAGACUCCCAGAGACGUCCGGAUGAUCAAGAUCCGUUAUAUAGAUUAACAGGAAUCAAGGAGAACAAGAAAUUCCAAGAUCAAGAAGAUCCAACAAUUGGAAUCAAAAGGAUAGUGAAUAUUGCGAAAGAAAAAUACGGUUUGAAAUACGUGUAUGUUUGGCACGCGAUAACAGGUUAUUGGGGUGGGGUGAGACCAGGAGUUGAAGGUAUGGAAGAAUACGGCUCGGUUAUGUCGUUUCCAUCGGUGUCGGAGGGUGUUCUAUUGAAUGAACCAGGAUGGAAGAAAGAUGUAUUGGCGGUGCAAGGAUUGGGAUUAGUUAAUCCAAAGAGGGUGUACAAAUUUUACAAUGAAUUGCAUGAGUAUUUGGUUUCAGCCGGAAUUGAUGGAGUGAAAGUUGAUGUGCAGUGCAUUUUAGAGACUUUAGGUGCUGGUUUAGGAGGGAGAGUUGAGCUUACUAGACAGUAUCACCAAGCUCUUGAUGCAUCUGUUGCGAGAAAUUUUGCUGAUAAUGGCAUUAUUGCUUGCAUGAGUCACAAUACGGAUGCACUUUAUUGUUCAAAACAAACUGCUGUGAUCCGAGCAUCUGAUGAUUUCUAUCCAAGGGAUCCAGUAUCACACACCAUUCACAUAGCAUCCGUAGCAUAUAAUAGUAUCUUCCUUGGCGAAUUUAUGCAGCCUGAUUGGGACAUGUUUCACUCUUUUCAUCCAGCGGCAGAGUACCAUGCAUCUGCCAGAGCCAUUAGCGGUGGACCAGUUUAUGUUAGCGAUGCUCCAGGAAAGCAUAAUUUUGAAAUUUUGAAGAAAAUAGUUCUCCCUGACGGUUCCAUCCUCCGUGCCAAACUCCCUGGCAGACCUACUAAAGAUUGUCUAUUUGUAGACCCGGCUAGGGAUGGUAUCAGUUUGUUGAAGAUAUGGAACAUAAACAAGCACACAGGAGUUUUGGGAGUCUACAAUUGCCAAGGUGCAGCAUGGAGUACUGAAGAGAGAAAAAAUGUUUCUCAUCCAACAGGAACCAGUGCAUUAACCGGUAUUAUUUGUGGAGAAGAUGUUCAUCUCAUAUCUGACAUCAUCGCAGAUCCUAAAUGGAAUGGUGAUGUUGUUAUUUACCGUCAUUCCGAUGGUGAGACUGUCACCCUUCCUCAUAAGGCAGCUACACCAAUUUCCUUGAAAGUGCUGGAACAUGAAAUCUUCACCGUAUCCCCCAUCAAAGUCUUUGGUUCUGGAUUUAAAUUUGCACCUUUAGGUUUGAUAAAAAUGUAUAAUGCUGGAGGAGCAAUUGAAGAUUUGAGAUACCAUGUUGACAAUGAGCUAGGAAUUGUUGACAUGGCGGUGAAAGGAUGUGGCUUGUUUGGUGUGUACUCAUCAAUUAAGCCUAAACGGUGUACCGUUGAAUCCGUCGACAUAGAUUUCGGUUAUGAUUCAUCAUGUGGACUCGUGACUAUGAGUUUGGGUCGUAUGCCCGAAGAGGGCAAGAGUGUUCAUCUAGUUAGAGUUGAGCUUUUGGUUUAACUGGUUGGAAGUUGUAAGGAAUAGAAAAUGAUGCUGGGAAGGGGAAUAGAUUUAAGUUAUCUUUCUUAUGAAUUCUGUGUACCAUAUUUACCUAUCUAAGAAAUGGUGGUCCUAGUUAGCGAGCCAACUAGGGUUUUUUUA
Molecule: messenger RNA, 2835 nt
Organism: Papaver somniferum (opium poppy)
Lineage: Eukaryota; Viridiplantae; Streptophyta; Magnoliopsida; Ranunculales; Papaveraceae
Product: probable galactinol--sucrose galactosyltransferase 6
Exons: 8
Coding region: 217-2694 (825 amino acids)
Source: RefSeq, a predicted model, not a curated record